CAGAUCUUGCUGUAUUUCUGCUGUCGUGGUUUCGCCUCCGAAUUUGCUAAUUCUUUUUGCCCAGCGCUUCGCUUAUAAUAAUGGAAGUGCCAUUCGCUUCCCCCGGAAUCUUCGCUCGCUUCGUUGGGCGAUCCCCAUUCUAGCCCGUCCCCAUCUCGCUCUCCUCGUCACCGUGCGCUCUCGCUUUCUCGCAAUCUCCCCACUCGCCGACCCAUCACCUUUCCUCGUGAUCUCUGCCCCGCACCCCAUACCUCAUCGAUUGCCCCGUCGCGAUCGUCAGGCGCUCGGCUUCUAAACCCGAUCCCGCGCUCUGAAUUUCACGUUCUAUGAUUCCGAGGAUCACCCCUUGGCCUGAUUCGUUCCCUUGUUAACUGAAUCGGAUACCGCCGGAGGGGUCGGCUUGAAUCCAAAGAUGCCGCGUGGCGAUUCGGCUCGGUGGUAAAUGCAGCUUAUGGAGGAGGAGUUCGGGUUUAGUUUGCGGAUCGACUUGCCAAAGGAAGACGCGUUUCCUCUUUUGCGGUCGAGUUAGGAAUCGGGUUCGGUUUCGGAAAGCCAUGACGAUGUCGUCGCCCAAGGGUUCGUCCGCGAUCAGCUCGUUCCCGAGGUCGCUCUCGGUAAUCACGGUCGCCAUCGGAGGGCUCGCCGUGUUCUUGAUGGUCGCCUCUUUGCUUCUCGUGUCUCAUCCCGUCGGCUCCAAGGUUCGCGGCUACUUUUACGGCGUCGAUAGCUUGAGCAAAAUAGAAUUUGCGGUUUCUCCUUAUAACGACAGUAGGGCCGCCCCCUCCGUUGAUAACGGCGUAGAUGUAGUUAGCGAGGUUCCGUCGUCGAAGCCUUUUUCGGAAGUACACACGAGUUCGAAUGAUUCUUUAACCUCAGUGGAGAAUAAGGUAUUGGAACAUCAGGUGAACCCAGUUCCAGCCGUCUCGUCCGGAUUGCCUUCGGGAGAGGAGGACAAUUCCAGUUCUAAGAAUGAUAAGCUCGUAGAGAACGUCGAAACUGCUAACCCGGUCUCGUCAGAUGCGCCUGAUGGUUCUGCCUAUUCAGCUUCAGGAAUUACACCGGCACAGACCAUUUCGAGUGAAGGAGCAUCUGCAAACACUUCAGUUGAGAUUGGCUGUGAUCUGUACCAUGGAAGUUGGUUUUAUGAUUCCCUGGGACCAUUGUACACAAACAACACCUGCCCAGUUUUGACACAGAUGCAGAACUGCCAGGGGAAUGGAAGGCCUGAUAAGGAGUAUGAGAAUUGGCGGUGGAAACCAUCUCAGUGUGACCUCCCACGAUUUGAUGGCAAGAAGUUUUUGGAGUUGAUGAGAGGAAAGACACUAGCUUUCAUUGGCGAUUCUGUUGCACGUAAUCAGAUGGAAUCGAUGUUAUGCAUCCUCUGGCAGGUUGAAGUCCCCAAAAACCGGGGAAACCGAAAAAUGCAACGAUGGUUUUUCAGGUCAACGUCUGUCAUGAUUGUUCGCAUGUGGUCCUCAUGGCUUGUGCAUCAAAGCUCGGAAGCAAUUGAUUUUGCUCCACAGGGCGUGGUGAAGCUUCACCUUGAUGUCCCUGACCAAGAUAUAAUGGAAUUUCUUCCCAAAUUUGAUGUGGUCGUUCUUUCCUCUGGCCACUGGUUUGCCAAGCAAUCAGUCUAUGUCUUGGACCAUAAAAUUGUCGGUGGACAAUUGUGGUGGCCCAACAAAUCUCGACAUAUGAAGGUCAAUAAUAUUGAAGCAUUUGGAAUAUCUGUCGAAACAAUCCUCUCUGCUAUUGUCACGCAUCCUAAUUACACUGGGGUAGCCAUUGUCCGUUCCUAUUCACCUGAUCAUUAUGAGGGUGGAGCUUGGAAUACAGGGGGGUCUUGCACUGGGAAGGUGCGGCCCUUAGCGGCCGGGGAGUUGGUGGAAAAUGGUUUUACGAAUAUAAUGCAUGAGAAACAAGUGAUGGGCUUUUAUCGUGCAAUUAAGAAGGGGAGCAACAAGUCAAAGUUGAGGUUGAUGGACAUCACCGAGGCUUUUGGAUACCGUCACGACGGGCAUCCUGGCCCGUACAGAAGCCCUGACCCAAAUAAGAUCACAAAACGGGGUCCAGAUGGAAAGCCUCCACCACAGGAUUGCUUACACUGGUGCAUGCCUGGUCCAGUUGAUACAUGGAAUGAACUUGUGCUUGAAGUUAUUAGGAGAGAGCUUGAUGGCAACUGAAGCUUCUACCACUGAAGUGUGGCAUUUUUUUUGUCUUUGUAGUUUGAAGGGUGACUAUGCCACGAGAAUUUAAUUUAUAUUAGGGCCAGAGUUAACUUGGUUCUUCUUCUUCUUCUCCUCCUUUUCAAAAACAUACACAAGGGUAGAACAUGUACUCCCCAAAGCAUUUUUUGUCAGAGUGAAUACUGUAAUUUAUAUGUUAGUCUCUGUUCUCAGUUUAGACAGAUAUAAGUUAGUAAUGAAAAUUAUCUGGAAAGUAUUCUUUCACGAUUA
This is a messenger RNA of Eucalyptus grandis, 2456 nucleotides long. RefSeq names its product protein YLS7. The transcript has 3 exons. Gene Ontology annotation, molecular function: O-acetyltransferase activity. Gene Ontology annotation, cellular component: Golgi apparatus. The record is from RefSeq and is a predicted model, not a curated record. The coding region runs from base 555 to 2183 and encodes 542 amino acids. NCBI's taxonomy places the organism in Eukaryota, Viridiplantae, Streptophyta, Magnoliopsida, Myrtales, Myrtaceae.